CCCACAACAACAAAUCAUCCAGAGGCUGACCUAGAAAGUGUAAAUACUAAAAGUGAAAACCCUCUGUAUGAAAACCCUCUAUAUGAUCAUGACUUUAAAGUGGAGGUGUCUGAUAAAUCAGUGGAAUCCACCCUAGAAGGAACAGACCAAUCUGACACUCUUCAGAGUCAAGAAGUUACAAGUGCUCAUCAUUCAGAAGAUGCUGUAAAUACAGUGCAUGAACAGGAGGUUAAGCCAACAGAAAUGCCUCAAAUUGAUGACACAUCUGAAAGUGUGAUAAAUGAUGCCACGGACAAUUCUGAAAUCAUUUCUGCAAACCUGGCAGACCAAACUGAAGUCAGUGACACAUACCAAUGUGAGUUGAUUGUGAAAAGGACUGGUGAUUCUCCUGCCAAUCAGAAAAAUUCAAAUUCUGACAAACAGGAUGAACAUCCUACAAAAGAAAACAGCUUUGAGUCCUUAGGGCGAAACCAUGAGGAUUCUCAUAUUUAUGAUAUCAAGGAACCACAGAUCAGCCACAUAGAAGGAGUAGACACUGCACUAGGUCAGGUAUAUGAGACUGAAGGCAGAGUACAGGAUGACACAAAACCAAGUGCUGAACAAACAGGUCUUCAGGAGAUGGAAGGACUAGUCCCUGAAAUGGAGCGUGAAUCCUCUUUACAAACCCUGCAAUCAGAAAUAAACGCACCUCUUGACUCCCAACCUCAACAUAGCAACACCGGCUUCAACCCCAUUGGGAACAGAAGAAAACUGGGGUCUAGCCGAAAAACUAAAGGAAGACAGCAUGUCAAGGACUCUGUUGCUGAAUCAUACCACAAUCCUACAGAAGAAGUUGUUGGCGAUACCAGGGAUAAUGAACCCCUUGAAACAACAGAAAUGUCAUUAUCAAUAGAGACAGCAGUAAAGGAAAAAUCCUUGGAAACUAUGCUGGAAGAAAUGAAUCAGUUUGACACUGCUCAGACUGAGGAUGUUUGUGGUCAAGUAAACAAAAAUGCACAUGUUGGCGGCAACUUACUUUCAAGUUUAACAGUAGAUCAACAAUCAAAAUCUACGGAGAUGCCAGAUGAAGAACUUCCCAAUGUGUGUUUUUUAACAGAAAAAGAAAAACUGAAAAAUGUAAAUUUACAGACCAACUACUUGGUAAGUGAGGACUGUGUGAAAUCAGAAGAUACAGACUAUUGUAUCACACCAGAGAUAACUACAGAUAAACACACCCACAAAGAGCAUACAGAACCUCACUGCAGUGUUGAACAAGCAAUAUGUUUGUCACCAAAGGAAGAGUUGUCUACAAGUGAUGAACAAAAAGAGCAUGUGAACUUAUUUCAAAUCAGAGGAGCUCGGCAUUCAGAAGAUGCUAUAAAUGAAGUGCAUGAAGAGGAGGUGAAGCCAACACAAAUGCAUCAAAUUGAUAACUUCUCAAUAGAGGACAGUCAAUCUUCUUUACAAACACUGCAUUCAGAAAGGAAUGUUCUUUUGGACUCCCAACCUUUUGACAGUUAUCAGAGCAUCAAAGGGCAAAGUCCCACAGGCUUUAACACCAAAGGGAACAGAAGGAAAUUUGGGUCAAACCGAAAAAAUAAAGGACCGCAGGUCAAGGACACAACAAAACUGUCAUAUUUAACAGAAACAAUGAGGCAGGAAGAAUUAAAAGAGCAAGCCAACCAAGACGUCAAGCCUGCUGGGGAAAUAAGAACAUUUGGAUCAACCGUAAAUGGCGAAGAAAAUACAGAAAAGAUGUCGGAGGAAGGCACAAUUUUGUCACAGAAUGUGAUGGAUAGCAGGACAGUUGUGACAGCAGACAUUCAUUCAAGCUCAGGAAAAGAUGACUUUGUCAAAUCCAAGGAAGUUAAUGAGACGGAAAAUAAACUCAUAAAAGAGACUGAGAAUCUAAAUCAGCUUACAGAAUGUGACACAGUUAAAAUGGAGUUGACACAAUCACCAAAAAUCUCAGUUUGGAAAGAUGAUUCAGACAUACAGAAUGUCUCAUAUGAUGAAAAUGUCACCGCCAGGCCAAUCGCUGAUGGUCUUGAGCAAGAAGGAGCCUUUCAGGUCCAUGACACGGAAGUUUUAUCUUGUGACAAAGAAUUUAAUGAGCAACAGACAAAUGGUACAUCACAAAUUCUUGGAGAUGUCACAAUAAAAGCCUAUAACUCAGGAGUGGAGAGCUCAAUGUGUGUACCAGUUUCUAGACAGGAUAAAGAUGGAGAACAGAAAGACCAUGAAGCCCAAGAAAUUAAUAUUUCACAGGUGAUCCCACAUGCUGAACUGUUUUCUGCAUCACAAAAUAAAACUGAUACUUUGGCUCUGUUUGACAUUGGUCUUGAGGAAAACAUCCAAGCAGAGCCAGCUGGGGACGUAUCUGAGGAAAGUGGAAUUUCCAGCCAACAACGGAUACAAGAAAUAACUACUUUAGAUGAAAGUGAAAAUUUGAAAGGAAGAUCCAAACAGAAAAGGAGAAAAAUGGGAUCUACUCGCCAGACUCAACUCAAUAGGAAACCAGAGGAAAAGAGAGGGGAAACAAAAGAAAGGGACUUUAACACAGAAGCUGACAUGAGAAAGGUUGACAAGAUGGAAGCAGUAGAGGAUUUACAAAUUAUUGUAACUGCAGAGGUGUCACAGAAUGAACAUGCAAAGCCAUCACUGAGUCCUAAGAAUAAAGAACAACAGGAAACGACAAGGUCUGACCUGCAGAUAAUACAGAGCAACAUGAUACCAGACAUAGAUUAUUCCAAUACUCUCCUUGCUGAGCUAUCUGUCUGCCACAAUAAAGAAGUUGUUAAUCCUGUUAAGUUAGUUCAUGUAUCCGAUGUAAGGGACAGUGAGAGUAAUGUAGAUGUUAGUGUGGAGUCGUCACAGCUAGAUGAUUUUACCACCACUGAGAUGUAUAUCACCUCUGUGCUCGCUGGAAGACAUUCCAUAAAUCCACUGCUGUCCGCAAAUAUGGACUCUACAAACACUGGUAUCACAGGGGAGAGCUGUGUGUCUUUAUGUGAGACCACACAGAGUCCACAAAAUGAUGAGAAACAGCCAGAGAGUGUAAACGUAAUAAAUGACCAAGCUUUGAAAUCAGCUGAUGAGCCUGUUGUGGCAGAUUUGGAAAUAGUGAAAUCUGUGGUCAGAGGAGGAGCUGAAGAAGAGCACAUGAGUGCCCAAGCAUACAAGACCCGGACGAAGCAAAAUGAAGGAGCUCACACUAAAAUUCCCGAGAUGAUCAAUGCAAAUUUAGAUUCAACCAACAAGAGAAGAAAGAUGGGCAGCACCCGCAGAAGUCUCGGAUCACGGACAAAACAGGAAGACUUGUAUGAAAAACAAAAAGAGGAUAAUGAGGCAACAGAGGCUGCAACUAUUGUUGAAGUUGGAGAGGCUGAAAGUUUCUCAGGCAACAUAGGUGUGCCACAACUUCACAAAGACAGUGGCUCUGAGCAAAGGAAAGAAAAGGAAUUUGAAACUGCGGAGUAUUACUUCAAACCUCACCAGACAUUUGAAGAAAAUCCUGUUUCACAUGGUCAACUAGUAGAAACAGAGCAUCAACUAACUCCCAAUUAUCUCCCCGCAAUACAAUCCACUUCUCCCAAACACGAUUUAAUGUCAGAAUCAGCAUCAAGUAGGAAAAUAAGAAAAAUGGGAUCUAACCGAAAGUCACAUGAAAAUCAAACAGCAAAAAGGGACAAAAUGACUGAUGCACAAAUUGGGAGAGAUGUCAGAAGUAUCACAGAUGAAAGUGCCAACAAGACAACUGAAGAGCUGAGGGAAGAAUCUUUGGGCCCGGACCAAAUAUCAGAGGUUAACACAAGUGACAAGAAACCUUCACCCAACUUCAGCACCUCAAAGGCAACAGAGCAACCGGCUAGGUAAGUCCGAUGCAGAGCAACAGCGAUAUACACACUGU
This is a messenger RNA of Etheostoma spectabile (orangethroat darter), 3889 nucleotides long. RefSeq lists its product as uncharacterized. NCBI's taxonomy places the organism in Eukaryota, Metazoa, Chordata, Actinopteri, Perciformes, Percidae. The record is from RefSeq and is a predicted model, not a curated record. The transcript has 2 exons. The coding region runs from base 244 to 3855 and encodes 1203 amino acids.